Molecule: messenger RNA, 2572 nt
Organism: Peromyscus leucopus (white-footed mouse)
Lineage: Eukaryota; Metazoa; Chordata; Mammalia; Rodentia; Cricetidae
Gene: Stx2
Product: syntaxin 2
Exons: 10
Coding region: 93-959 (288 amino acids)
Biological process (GO): exocytosis; synaptic vesicle fusion to presynaptic active zone membrane; intracellular protein transport
Cellular component (GO): plasma membrane; endomembrane system; synaptic vesicle
Molecular function (GO): SNARE binding; SNAP receptor activity
Source: RefSeq, a predicted model, not a curated record
GACCCCGGCGGGCAGAGGCGGCGACGCGGCCACUCGAGAGUGUGCGGCCGGGCAGCUGAGAGGCGGGCGCCCCGCCCUGCUGGCCGGUGGGGAUGCGGGACCGGCUGCCCGACCUCACGGCGUGUAGGAAAAGUGACGAUGGAGACAGUGCUGUCGUCAUUGCUGAGAAGGACCAUUUCAUGGACGAUUUCUUCCAUCAGGUGGAGGAGAUUCGAGGCAGCAUAGCCAGGAUUGCUCAGCACGUGGAAGACGUGAAGAAGAACCACAGCAUCAUCCUUUCUGCCCCAAACCCAGAAGGAAAAAUAAAAGAAGAGCUGGAAGACCUGAACAAAGAGAUCAAGAAAACCGCUAACCGGAUCCGAGGCAAGCUAAAGGCUAUUGAGCAGAGCUGUGAUCAGGACGAAAGUGGGAACCGAACUUCUGUGGACCUGCGGAUACGACGGACCCAGCACUCGGUGCUGUCCCGGAAGUUUGUGGAGGUCAUGACGGAGUACAAUGAAGCACAGAUCCUGUUUCGGGAGCGAAGCAAAGGCCGAAUCCAGCGCCAGCUAGAGAUCACUGGGAGGACCACCACUGACGAUGAGCUGGAGGAGAUGCUGGAGAGCGGGAAGCCGUCCAUCUUCAUCUCGGAUAUUAUAUCAGAUUCACAAAUCACUAGGCAAGCUCUCAACGAGAUCGAGUCACGUCACAAAGACAUCAUGAAGCUGGAGACCAGCAUCCGAGAGCUGCACGAGAUGUUCAUGGAUAUGGCCAUGUUCGUGGAGACCCAGGGUGAAAUGGUCAACAACAUCGAGAGAAACGUGAUGAAUGCUGUAGACUAUGUCGAACACGCCAAGGAAGAAACCAAGAAAGCCAUCAAAUAUCAGAGUAAAGCCAGGCGGAAGGUGAUGUUCAUCCUCAUUUGUGUAGUCACUUUGCUUGUGAUCCUUGGAAUUAUCCUAGCAACAGCAUUGUCAUAGCAACCGCAGCACCCCAAGAGUUCUUUGUCCUCAGGGACUCCGGCCACACCUGCAGCAGAGUCCUGUCCUGUCCUUUCACAUGUGACUCUCAGACCUCAGGCCUGGGCCGAGUGCUGAGGUUUUUUCGGUGAUGAAGAAUAAAGCGCCACAGAGGUUUUCAUACCAUGCAAACACCAUGAGCCGAGUGGACGCAGCAUGCCAGCCCAGAUAGCCUUGGUCUCUGAAGGACACCGCAGAGAUUUCACAAUGGUGGCCUUGUCUCGGUAGCCUUGAAAUAUUGAAAUAGGAAUGAUUGAAAAAUCCUGAAAAAAGAUGUCAGUGUUACAGAUUUGUGUGCAGUUUAAUUAGGGUGCGCUCUGUGCUCGCUGACAGUGAUAAUGAGGAGACUUCGCACCGGGCCUGAUUUCUGUUCAUGUCUUGCUUGCAGAAUCAUCACAGAACUGUUUUGUAAGGUAUCCAUAAUUUUAAAUAUCUGUAAAUUAAAUUCCUUAAUAUAUUAACAUCCAAACCCCCUUUUUCUAAGCUAGACACUGCCUUGAGAAGGACAAUGGGCAGGCCCUAGGCAGCCAUGUACAGGUUGCUGUUGUCACAGAGAACGUGGUCUUGCGGCCCUCGAGGCCUUUCGUCAGGGCUUCCUGGUGACCCUGACCUAGGAAGUGUAAGGGUCGGAGAAGUCUUGAUUGUCGUUAGCUCAUUUCUACCGACUUCAUGCGCUGCGCUGUACUCCCGUGGCCCUCCUCCCUGCUCACUGGUGCUGGCGGAGUGUCAAGGCAAGUCGAUGACGGAACCAAGACUUGGUGCUCACUAAUCUCAAGGGAAUAGUCCCAGCAGCGGCAGAGCCCUUCUUGGGCAGCAUCCGAAGGACCAGAUGCUCGGCUGAACCCCCACCAAUGCCCAGAGCUCCUAGGAAACCAUGAUGGACGGUAUGAAGAUGUGGGCCGUGUGGCCCAGUGACUGCGGAUCUGUAUGCCGAUACGCCAACUGAAUAUGCGAAGGACACCAGAGCCUCGUGACCCGUGCUGACUGCUGACUGCCGACCGCGUGUGUGGAUGCUCACUCUGUCCCGGCCUCACUUGGCUGGAUCUGAUGGAGCCAUGCUGAUUCGGAACACCAAUCGUGAGAGAUACCGAACUGUUUAGAAAGCACAGCCCUUACAGUGGUGAGGCGCUCACUCGCCUCCUCCCACCUCCCAGCCUCACACCCCGCGUGCCGAGAGCGCCUGCAGGAGGCUGGGCUAGCGUCCUGGUCCAGAGCUCAUCUGCAGCGGCCAGCUCUGCAGAUGGGGCUGUGUUUGUGCAGCUCCCGCCCUCUGCUCCAGUGCCAUCGGACUUAGCUGCAGCGACCUGCAUGCCACCCAGGUUCCCACCACUUCAAGUCCAGCCUGAGUCCUUGGCCCGCAAUGUGCUCAGGUGGCCUCUUGACCAAGCGGGUGCCUGAAUCUGGCUUUCUAGUGAGGCAGGGGUGUAUGGGGUGAGCGAGUCAGCCCUCAGGAUAUAUUUCUAUGCUGACUUCAUAGCCUGUUUAAAAAUACAUUUACAGAUUGUCUUGUUACUUUUUCCAACGAUUUCUUCAAAAAUUUUGUGUUUACAUUAAAAAGUUCUCAGAGAAGCAAA